CUUCAACUUCAACACAACUUACAAUAACUCUUCAAUCUUACACCAAAGUACUCUACUAAUUAGCUCUUAUUUACAUCAUUUUUUCUUCUUAACCAAUGGAGAGUGUCACAAAAAUGGUGUCCCAAAGGCCAGUGGUCAUAUUCAGUAAAACCAGUUGCUGCAUAAGCCACACUGUCAAGUCUCUCCUGCAGGAUUUCGGAGUGAGUCCAGUUGUUUACGAGCUGGAUGAGAUCCCCCGAGGCCGCGACAUCGAGGUCGCAUUAGCCAGGCUUGGGCACAACCCGGUGGUGCCAGCCGUGUUCAUAGGUGGGGAACUUGUAGGAGGAGCCAAUGAGGUGAUGAGUCUUCAUCUCCAGCGGAACCUCAGGCCUAUGCUUACCCGAGCCGGAGCUAUGUGGGUCUAAAUCAAAUAUAGUCACCGGCCUUGAAUUAUAAUUAAGGAAUAAUAAACAAAUGUUGGAAUCAAGAGAGUUUUUUUUUUUUUUUACAAAUCAAUAGGGGCUUGCUGGCUGGUUCAGAUAAUGUGGAAGCAGUCAGCUUUUUGUAUAAGCUCCUCUCUCCAUCUAAAUAUAUGUGGUGGUCUCUUAAUGAAUAAGUUAUUUACUAAUUAUGAACA
Daucus carota subsp. sativus is the source of this 616-nucleotide messenger RNA. Its product is annotated as monothiol glutaredoxin-S2. The transcript has a single exon. Bases 96 to 404 code for a protein of 102 amino acids. The record is from RefSeq and is a predicted model, not a curated record. Lineage: Eukaryota; Viridiplantae; Streptophyta; Magnoliopsida; Apiales; Apiaceae.